CUGCAGUAUUGCCCUGCAGCUCCCGAACCACGACACCGUUAGGAAAACCAAUGGCUCCUAGCACCCCUAGCUGGCAUGUUUGUUUGAGCAGAUCACAUCGGACCUUCAACGUCUCCUGAGCCUUUACGCCCACGUGAUGAAUUAUUUUUACUGGGCUCGCCAGACUGUGCCUUCCAUUCACUGCUGGAUCAGAAUGAACGUUGUAAAGGAGAUUCAAAGGAUCAAUGAACGAGAAGCUGAUCGCGGUUAUUCAGAAUCCAGCUCGUGGCAUGCUCAAUACAAAGACAGUGCGUAUGUCUUUGUGGGUGGAUUAGCCUACGAUCUCACUGAAGGCGACGUCAUUUGCAUAUUCUCGCAGUUUGGCGAAGUGAUGAAUCUCGAUAUGCCUCGAGAUAAACAAACUGGUAAAACCCGAGGCUUUGCAUUCUUACAAUAUGAGGAUCAGCGUAGUACCGUACUAGCGGUCGACAAUCUCAAUGGGUCUAAAGUCCUUGGACGAGUACUGCGAGUGGACCAUGCCCAAAAGCCUAAACCCAAGAAGGAUGAAGAAGGCAAUUUGCCUGAUGAACCUAGUCUGAAUGCUGCACCACCACUAUUAGAUGCUUCAAGCUCGGAUGAAUCGGAAGACGAUGGUAUCGAUGAAGAGGAUCCGAUGGCUGCCUAUCUGCGGAAAAAGGAAAAGAAGAGAAAGAAGAAGGAACAAGAAAAGAGAUCGACCAGCUCACAAAGAAGAUCCAAUGGAAGACAUACAGCGUGAUCAAGAUGCUAAACCGUCCACAGCAGUCGACAAGUCUGAAAGACGAGAGCGACCCAGUCGGUACUCUCCUCCCCAAGAGCGUCGAAGAGACGAUAGUCGUGACCGCUACCGACGUCGGUCCCCAUCUCGUGAUCGUUACCGUUCCAGAACACGUAGUCGUAGUCCUGAUCGCUAUAGAAGAUAUCGUCGAGAUAGUCGCAGCCGUUCUCCUCCACGGCGACGGUAGUAUAUAUUUAUACCAAAAUUGAGAGGUUUACUUUGUCAAUGUAGAUAAUAAUAAGAUUUGGAAAAAAAAAAA
Molecule: messenger RNA, 1055 nt
Organism: Umbelopsis ramanniana AG
Lineage: Eukaryota; Fungi; Mucoromycota; Umbelopsidomycetes; Umbelopsidales; Umbelopsidaceae
Exons: 5
Coding region: 137-757 (206 amino acids)
Biological process (GO): mRNA splicing, via spliceosome
Cellular component (GO): U2 snRNP; catalytic step 2 spliceosome; precatalytic spliceosome
Molecular function (GO): RNA binding
Source: RefSeq, a predicted model, not a curated record